This is a messenger RNA of Klebsormidium nitens, 4057 nucleotides long. Lineage: Eukaryota; Viridiplantae; Streptophyta; Klebsormidiophyceae; Klebsormidiales; Klebsormidiaceae. The record is from the annotation of a GenBank genome assembly.
ACCCGAGUCUUUUCAAUUCUUUUGGCUCCGGAAAAGACAUUCAUCCUUUCAUGAGUGGGUGACCAGAUGUGACCAGCUUCUCGUAGGAGCUGGCAACAUGGCGGCGAGCUCCAAGAAUCAAGAUUCGUCAUUCAGACUUCCGAAGUUGUGACCCAUAGCUUGGCUUCAUUCCGCUUGGAUGAGCUGGGCGGUGAAAAAGGAAAGCUGGGAGAAUCUGGUUGAGAAGCCGUUAUGCUUUGCAGAGCUCGGCGUCAAAGUGCGAAGAAGGAACUAGCUCAAGAAAGCUCAUGGGAAAAGAGUCAAGUAGGGUCUCUGGAGCAUACGGGCAGCUUGCGUUCUGUAGAAGGUCAAAGAUGAAGGCGUGUCCCUCCAGGAACAACCCUCUGCUUACAACCCUCCAAGAAUAAUCCCAAAGUUUCAUGGAAGAUCUGACUAAGCUGGUUGUUAAAGGUAUCACAAGGUUCUCGUCGAUACCAGGUGAUUCUGGCUGCCGUUGCUGUGAGCAAAGCCUUUGUAGCCCUCAACCUGAGCUCAAACUCGCAGGACGGUGGCACCCUGCUUAGAGGUCAGAGGCAUGAUGAGCGUUAUGGGGCCUGGGACUUGCUCUAGCAAGCCCCUGCAAGCCCUUCCCCCUUCCGCCCUUUCUGAUGCACUCUGCAGUACCCUUACAACAGUUUCCCUUGCCACGCUUUCACAGGCCAGCUCAAAUGCAGCUGCACCCACCCUAGUCACAGACCCUUCUCAAGCUCGUCCAAACAUUGACACCAGCAGAGAGCAGGAGGGGGCAAUGGGAGGGUGGUGUCAUGAACCGGGCACGGGGUUGGGUGACAACGUGAUGUGGUCAGUUGAGGGAGGGAAGGGUGUGAUGCUGGAAGGGUUGCGAGGUGACAUGUCUGGCGGCCUCUUCAGCUCAGUGCGUUUUCCCGAGCUGUGCCAAUCGUGUACGGCACAGGCGCAGGGGAAAAAACAACAGGGGGGGGUCUGCGAGAGUCCGCUCUUCCAAGAGCUACUGAAGGGAUUGGACAUAGACACUGCACUCUCCAUCGCGUGUGUGAAUAGGCCCCCGAGCGAGCGCCGCUUCGGGCUUGAGCUGCUGGCAGUAUUGGCCGAGAAGGAAGAGUGGACUCUCAGGGGGCGACCUGAGAAUCAGUACCUGGGUUGUCUCCAAACCUACCUCGACCAACAGUUCCUGCAAUUGGUUGAUGAAGGGAAGGUGGUUGAACGGGUCGACCAAUCUGGACGUGCCACCUGGGCAUGCUUCUGCACGGGGCUGCUCUCUCAAGAGAGCGGGGAGCUUCUCUACUGCAUCGCCAAGCGUGCUGAGGAUGGAGCUUCCCCCGCCUGGCUCCUACACGCUUUCGUGACUGCGAGCAAGCUCCAGGACGGCGGCCAGUUAUGGAAUCAGGGUUGUGACGUCAUCCGGGCCCCAAGCAAGGCAACCUUCUUUGCAUCAGUAUCGGACCUAGUGUUCGACAUCAGGAGCUUCUCUGGCGAGGUCGACGCCGAUUCCGAGGUUUGGACUUCCCUAGACUCCGUGAGGGCCUGGCUUCCCCGCUCUCUCCAAGACGCCGAUUCACACCUCCUUCAGAAGGCCCUGAGUGCAGCUGCCAAGAGGAGUGUGAACAGGGCCCGGGUCGACCCCUUCCAGAUGGUGCCGCAGUUUGUGCGGGAGAGAAGCGCCGGCAAGAUUCAGGCGUUGUUGCCGUUGGAAUUGGAGGGCGAGGUCACUGUAGCGCUGGUGUUGGAUGUCGAGAGGAGCGAUACUAGUGCAACAAUGCUUAAGCCCCGACAGCUGGCGCCGCUCCCCUCCGCGUACUCUGCCGCCCGCGUUCUCACCCCCCAGCACCAGCCAUGGAUCCUCCGUGCCUGCCUCGGUUCGUCUCCCCCGGGCACAAACGCCUGGCCUUUGUCCCCCCCGGAGCAGUACUCCGGGCACUCAACUAUUUCCGGGGGCAACCGACAUCUCGCCUCCGGGGAUCCCCGCUUCGCAGACAACGCCGUGGCAUCCCCCCCGAAGCUGAUCCCGACGCUGUCCGGGCUCCACAUUGACCCCCCCGACCUCGUAAACCCGCCGAAUCCCGAGGACGGGGAGAAGGGCCAGUCGCAUCCGGGUAGUCGGGGGAGCAGCGACGCCUGGAUCACGGGUAGUCUCGGGCAGGGGGGGCCGUUUAACACCACCAUGUUUGGUUCGGGGCCGAGCAGUGAGUCGGGGCAAUGCCUCUCGCCUCUGCGCCGCUCGCCCCCCUUGGACGAGCACAGGGCGUAUUCCCACCCGGAGGAUCCUCGGGCGUAUUCCCACCAGGAGGCGCGGGCGGAACAGAUGUACCGCGAGAUGGCCCCGCGGUUCGAGGAGAACCGACCCCGCAGCGGUGUGAAUAUCCCCCAAGAGCCGCAGGUCUCCAGCGCGGCACUAGCGGCAGCCUCGUUCUCGAGCGGGUUUUCGGGGGGAUCCCUCGCAAGUUUGAAGGCGUCGGGGUCCGAUUCCGGGUUGGACGUUCCCGGACGCGCCGAGGAGCUCAGCUUCAUGCGAAUGUACGGAGGAUUCCGGGACGAAAGCGCGAUGCGUGAGGCUUUGAAUGCGGCUCGCGAGGGCGCUAACGUUGCCCGCGACGUCACAAACGUGUCCCGGGACGGUGUGAACGGCCCCCGCGAGGGUGUGAACAUGCCCCGCGACGUUGUGAGCGUGCCCCGGGACAGUGUGAGCGCGCUCCGCGAAGCCCAGCUCAGCAACGGCGGUCAUUUGAUGAACGCGUUUUCGAGGGCUCCGGACGGGUGGAUCGCGAAACAGGACGAGGGUGCGCGGCUAAGCCUGGCGUUCGAGCAAGAGCGGCGGAGCGAGUUGGACAGGGACUCUGCGCAGCAUUUGGAGUUCUACCGGUCUCAGCAGCUGGCCCUACCGGUCAAGCCCCCCGCCCGCCUGGCAGCCCACGACCCUUGGGCUCGCGAUUACGCAGGGUUCUCCCCCGAGGCGCUGGAACACCGCUCGGAGAAGGACGACUCCAUCUUCGUCGAAUUUUCGCCGCAGGACGACCUGUGCCCGAAAGUGAACAUCAGCCAGUUGCCGGCGAAGUUUGUCGCGACGUUCCUGUCGGGGGAUCCGAAUCGGCCCGGAUUCGAGUACAACGCGGAACAGUACGCAGAACAGCUCUUCUCCCGCUACGGCGCUGUUUCCAAGACGCUCGUCCGCGAGAACAAGAACCACCCCGGCAAGUGGUUCGCGAUCGUGGAGUUUAGCUACUGGACCAACGAGGAGGUGCGUCAGAGGCUGGUGGCUGGAGAGCAGAUUCGGUUCGCCAACUUCUUCGACGGCGAGGACGUCUACGUGCGCCGCCACAAGGACAAGCAGAGCAAGAUGCUGCGCAGCGGUUCGGGGCCUUCCUCCGGCCUCCCGUGCCGCCCCGACUGGAAAUACACCGGGACCGACACGCGCCUCGGGAAACCCCUGUACCGUGGCCCGUGUUCGAUGUGCGGUCGUGAGAGUACUGUUCCGUUCAAACCGGUCAUCAACGGGCAGCCCCCCCGGUGCCGCACGUGCCUCCCUCAAGAUGGGAAUUUCGCCGCUGCGGGGGGGUACACGCCCCAAGCGAUGCCACCCCCCCGGUACGAGGAGCCGCGCGACGGGGGGCUGAUGUCGCUGCGCAAGGAGACGCUGAGGACGCUCAGCGGGAACCGCGUCAGCAGCGAGGUGUUUCUCUCCGGGGGGGCGGAGUCCGGGCGCAGCGGACCCCCCCACUACGGGAUGGACCACCAGGGGUUCAGCGACCUCGCGCGCGCGCAGAGCUUCGCGGGGGGUGACGUCAGCAGGGCCGUCGCUGACGCCAGCAGGGGCCACAGCAACGUCAGCAAGUUUGCCCGCGAGUACGGCAGCUCCGUGACGGGAAUGGGUGCCCCCCCCACAACAGGGGGAGUACCGCCGCACCACUAGCCUCGGCAGUGCGGACUGGAGUUUCUCGCAUCCGGGCGAGAGGGACGGUUUCAUUUCGGGGGGGUCGUCUGGCGGCUUCUCGGGUGGGGCGGCGGCGGAGACCAUGGCGAAGCGGUUUGAAGCCGGGUGGGG